This is a messenger RNA of Camelina sativa (false flax), 693 nucleotides long. The record is from RefSeq and is a predicted model, not a curated record. NCBI's taxonomy places the organism in Eukaryota, Viridiplantae, Streptophyta, Magnoliopsida, Brassicales, Brassicaceae.
AUGAAGCAAAUUCUUGCCGGUCUCCCUGACGAGUACAGCCGUGUCGUCGAUCAACUUGAAGGUCGUGAUCGUUCUCCUACUCUCGCUGAAGUGUAUGAAAAUAUACUUCACCAUGAGGUUAAACUCAAGAGUGUCGUCGUGCCUUCGUCGUCUUUACCGGCAUCCGCAAAUGCUGUGAAUGUUCGUGGUUCGCAGCACCACGGUACAUCCCGCUACAACAAUCGACAAAACAAUGCUCCGCGCAACAACACCUCGGCUCCAAGUGGCUAUCAAGGUCGUUGUCAGAUUUGUGGUGUCUAUGGCCAUAGUGCACGUCGUUGCUCUCACUUUCAGGUCUCUAGUGCUCAGUUCAACACCAGCACUCCGACAUCUGUUCCAUGGCAGCCCCGCGCUAACAUGGCCACCACAACUCCAUGGCUUUUUGAUUCGGGGGCUAUUCAUCAUCUGACUACCGACUUGAGCAAUCUCUCUCUCCAACACCCUUACAAUAGCGGUGAAGACGUCACUAUUGCGGACGGCACUGGUCUCCCUAUUUCCCACACGGGUUCCACUUCAAUCCCUACACCAACUACACCGCUUACUCUGAAUGAUGUUUUAUAUGUUCCUAAUAUUGCUAAAAACCUUAUCUCGGUUUUCCGUUUAUGCAAUGCUAAUUGGGUUCUGUGGAAUUCUUUCCGGUCUACUUUCAGGUGA